CCGCUGUUUCCCGUUCGUUCCCGCUCCUCCCGGCGGCCGGACGCGCCCGUGCCGCUGCACUCUCGGGUGGCGGCCGGUGGGAAGGCCGGCAUGGCGGAGAGCCCGGGGCGGCCCGGCGCCCCGCCGCCGGAGGGGAGCGAUGUCCCGCGGGAAGGAGGCGAUGAGGAAGCGGCGGCCGGGGAGCCGCAGCCAGGGGUGUCCGCCGAGGGGGCGGCGGAGCCCCCGGACGGGUCCCCUCACGACGAGGCGCCGCGGCUGAGCGGGGUGGCGGUGGCUGGGCAGGAGGCGGCCGAGGCGGAGGUGGCCGCCGGGGGCAGCGGCGGGACGGGGAGCGGAUACCCCGAGGGGGCGGCGGAGAUGUCAGGGGAGCCGGGCGCGGAGCAGCAGCCUCCGGCGGGGGCUGAGCAGCGAGAUCCCGGCGGGGGUAGCCCAGAGGGCGAGGGUCUGCCAGACGGCGAGCCGGUGGCGGCGGCCGCAAGGGUAGACGCGCCCGAGGGCUCCGCGCUGGCAAGGGCAGAACCUGAGGGCGCGGCGGUGACUCCGGUGGGGACGGAGCCCGAGGGGGCAGCCCCGGCAGGGACCGAGCCCAAGGAGGGAGCCUCCGCGGGGACCGAGACCGAGGAGGCAGCCUCGGCGGGAACGGAGCCCGAGGACCCGGCCAUGGCCCCGGCGGGGACGGAGCCCGAAGAGGUAGAGGCAGCCCCAGCGGAGCCAGAUCCCGAGGAAGCGGUGAGGAAGGCAGCUCCGACGGGGACAGACUCCGAGGAAGUGAUGGUGACAGCCCUGGUAGGGACAGACCGCAAAGAGGCGGCGGGGCCAGACCCUGAGGAGGCGGUGAGGGAAGAAGCCCUGUCGGGGACAGACUCCGAGGAGACGGUGGCGGCAGCGCCGGCAGGGACAGACCCCGAGGAGGCGGUGAGCGAGGAAGCUCCGUCGGGGACAGAGCCCGAGGAGCCUGCGGCGACAGCUCCGGCGGGGACAGACCCCGAGGAUGCGGUGCGGGAGGCAGACCCGUCCGAGUCAGACCCGAAGGAUGCGGUGCGGGAAGCAGCCCUGGUGGGGUCAGACCUCGAGGAGGCGGCGGCCCCGGCGGGGUGCGAGGUGGCUCCCGAUAGCGGCGGGGAAGCGGAGGUGGCGUUGCCGGCCGGAGGGGAGGCCGACGGCGGACGCCGGUCGUCGGUCGGCCCCGCCGGCGAGGAUGGAGUGGAGGUGGCGGUGGCCGUGGCGGAAGCGAGGAGCGCGGCCCCGGGGGCAGGGGAAGGCGGCGCGGCGGGGCUGCGCAGCGGGUCCCCGGGCCCCGGGGGCGGCGAGUGGGACAGGGCAGGUCGGAGCCUUAACGGCGUGCGGGGCCGGGCGGAGGACGGGGAGAACGAGAGAGGUUCGCCUGCCGCCCUGGAGGAGGAAGAGGAAGAUGAGGAGAAACAGGAACACGACAUCUCCCUUUUCGUCAAGGCUGGCAGCGAUGGGGAAAGUAUUGGCAAUUGCCCAUUCUCUCAGCGUCUCUUUAUGAUUCUGUGGCUAAAAGGUGUCAUAUUUAAUGUCACAACCGUGGAUUUGAAAAGAAAGCCCGCUGACCUGCAGAACCUUGCCCCGGGAACAAACCCCCCCUUCAUGACAUUUGAUGGUGAAGUGAAAACCGAUGUCAACAAGAUCGAGGAGUUCUUGGAAGAAAAGCUAUCGCCGCCCCGGUAUCCCAAACUUGCACCGAACCACCCUGAGUCUAACUCUGCAGGAAAUGAUGUGUUUGCAAAAUUCUCUGCAUUCAUAAAGAACCCAAGAAAAGAUGCUAACGAAAAUUUGGAAAAAUCUUUGCUUAAAGCCCUGAGGAAGCUGGACAACUAUUUAAAUAGCCCCUUGCCUGAUGAAAUUGAUGCUUACAGCACUGAAGAGAUCACUGUUUCCAGCCGGAAAUUCCUGGAUGGAGAUGAUCUCACCUUAGCGGAUUGCAACCUCCUACCAAAGCUCCAUAUAAUCAAGGUUGUUGCAAAAAAAUAUAGAAAUUUUGAUUUUCCACCUGAAAUGACAGGGAUUUCAAGAUACUUGAACAAUGCCUAUGCAAGAGAUGAAUUUACAAACACUUGUCCUGCUGAUCAAGAAAUUGAGUAUGCGUACUUGGAUGUUGCAAAGAGAAUGAAGUAAACAGAAGAUUUAUUGCUCUUUAUUGCUUCUGAGAUUCAGAUGGGCAGCAGCCAAGAUGGAAGUAACAAAAGCCAGCGUAAUUUUAGUUCUGCUAUUGGCCAAUCCUUCUUUUAUAAUGAUUGUAUAGCUUUAUUUGCUCAUUCUUAAGUUAUGUAUGUAUAUGUUUGUGUGUCUGUACAGAUGUCUGCACAGAUGAAUGUCUGUUGUGCAUUCCAAGUUAAAGGCAUCAGUCAAUAUUCAAGCAUUCGUUGAAGUUAGGGAAACAGUGUAGGUUACACAAUUAUAGCGAUAAUUCAGACUAAUGACUUAGGACGAAUUGCUGAAUUUUGAGAAGAAAUAGCCCUGUUUCUAACACAUUUAACCUGUCAUUAUUGCUGCCUCUGAUCUCUGUUUCACAUUUGUUGCCAAACUUCAUAGUUACCAGGAGGGUUUCUGUUUGCUUCUCUGCAAGCCUCAGAGGGCCCCAAGCCAGCCGCUGGUGCCCAUGCAGCACCCUGGUUAACCCCGGAGAGAGGCCAGCCUGUAGUUGGCACCACACCUGAUGUCCCUCUCCUCCGUGCUGGAGACCUGCGGGGCAGGUCAAGGAAGCAGAACUCCUUUUUACAUCGUGCGAGUCUUCUUUGGUAUUAUAAUUAAAUAAAUAAAUCCAUCCUGCCUUCUCCUCUCUCAGGGCUGCAUAACCCAUUGAACUUCCCUCCUGGUGCGCCCAAAGAGAGGAACACAGACUGUCACUGGCCUGUGGACUGUCUGGUAGUAGGUAUUUGACAAGGGAGGAAGGAGAGACAUGGUUUUCACUGUAGACAGAAGAAAUGGGUGAACAUCUGUCCCCUGCUACUGAUGUAGGAUUUCUUUGUCAUCCUUCCAUGGCUCUCAUCUGGUUUUGGAAAGCAAAAAGGAGGAGAGGGUCUAAGAAAGAAACAGUCCUCCUAUGCUUCCUUUUCCUGGUUGAGCUUUCCCAGGGCAGCUGCUAGGACUUCACUGCUGAGAGCUUUACAGCUGAUAAGACAAUGUAGACCUACCUCCUGCCUUAGGUGGGGGAUGGAUUAGCUGAACCCCUCCAGCCUUGCCUGAGUCUGUGUUCAGUCAAUCAGCACUGGCGAGGAGCACCCCCGAGCCUGGCAUCAGGGAGAGCACAAUCAGAGAUGCACGGACUGGGCUAAGUGACGUCCACAGCUGCUUUCUGCUGAGCAGGCCCUCAGCAAGCACAUAGGAGUAGAGUGUGCAGUGCUUUAGGCAUAGGGUCACCUGAAAGUUUUCUUCUGAUGGAUUUUGCCUGUGUACAAAAUAGAUGUGAAAAUGGCUAAAAAUAGCCUUUACAGCACCUACAUCCACAGAAAGACUCUUUUAGACUAGUCACUUGUCCUUGCCCAUGUCAAACAUAUGCUUGCUUUCUAACAAAGCUUUACUUAACCGUAAUAGUCAGUGUCAGAUACAUUGUGCCUGCACUGUCUUUGUCUUACACACUACACAGUUCUGACGCAGAUGUGCUAUCUUCACAGUUAUUUGUAAGCAGUGUUGAAUGUGUGGCUUUAGUCUGCCGUUAGAGAAAACAGGCACAAUGCCUUUCCCCUUCCACCCUUAACUGUGAACUCUCAUAUUGGGGUUGAUAGCUGAGCACUCAUCACAUAUUACUAACUCUUACUUCGUGUUUUCAAAUACAUACAUAUAUAUAUAAAAUAUAUAAAAAAUGAAAUCUGUAUACUCUUUUCAUAUGCCUUACAAAUUUAAAUAGAAAAUGCACAAAUUCAUAAGUAA
This is a messenger RNA of Strigops habroptila (Kakapo), 3894 nucleotides long. It is a transcript of the gene CLIC6, whose product is annotated as chloride intracellular channel 6. NCBI's taxonomy places the organism in Eukaryota, Metazoa, Chordata, Aves, Psittaciformes, Psittacidae. Bases 91 to 2139 code for a protein of 682 amino acids. The transcript is spliced from 6 exons. The record is from RefSeq and is a predicted model, not a curated record.